GGGCGUUGCUGGGCGCUGUUGUGCAAGACAAGGCACCUGUGAGGAGAGCGUGUGUCAACGAGCACUUGGAUUCAGCUUCAUUUCCGGCAUGGAAGAAACUUACAUUGACUCCCUGGACCCUGAAAAGCUGUUACAAUGCCCCUAUGAUAAAAACCACCAGAUCAGGGCCUGCAGGUUUCCUUAUCAUCUUAUCAAGUGCAGAAAGAAUCAUCCUGAUGUCGCAAACAAAUUGGCUACUUGUCCCUUCAAUGCUCGCCACCAGGUUCCUCGUGCCGAAAUCAGUCAUCAUAUCUCAAGCUGUGAAGACAAAAGUUGUAUCGAACAAGAUGUUGUCAACCAAACCAGGAACUUUGGACAAGAGACUCUGGCUGAGAGCACAUGGCAGUGCCCUCCUUGCGAUGAAGACUGGGAUAAAGAUGUGUGGGAAGAUACAAGCACUCCAUUUGUCUGGGGGACAGCUAACUAUUGUGGCAACAACAGCCCUGCAAGCAACAUAGUUACAGAACGUAAGAGUAACCUGGCUUCAGGCAUGCGAGUUCCCAAAUCUCUGCCAUAUGUUCUGCCAUGGAAAAAGAAUGGAAAUGCCUAGUAACUGAACAUCUAUCUCAUCAAAUUCCAAACCCUAGAAGACUUUUGCUUCUUCCUGCUACCAAUGGGUUCUUCGUUUUUCUCCUAACCUAAUUAAAGAACAAUAAACUCUGUGACUUUCAAACUAACAAGUACCUUUUUUCUCCCCCUUUUGACUUCUCAUUUGAUGCAAGAGCCCUCAUACUCAGAAGCUUUCAAAUAAACCAUCAGAGUAGAUAGCAUAAUAGUUUGGUUAAGUACCUGCAACCCCAAGAUCAGAGAUCACACCUAAUUCCACGUUAAUGAAUCAUAAUGAUUUAAAGUUAUCUUAAUCCAUCUAAAGUAGACAGGAAACUUGGG
Molecule: messenger RNA, 927 nt
Organism: Carlito syrichta (Philippine tarsier)
Lineage: Eukaryota; Metazoa; Chordata; Mammalia; Primates; Tarsiidae
Gene: GTSF1
Product: gametocyte specific factor 1
Exons: 9
Coding region: 89-589 (166 amino acids)
Source: RefSeq, a predicted model, not a curated record